AUGCGGUUCACAAACAUUGCGCUGGCCGUGGCGACAACUGCCAUCGCGCAGCGUCCCAGUGACACGCCCAUCUGCGACUACUACACGAAGGCGCUCCUAAAGGAGAACAAUGCGACGAACCAGGCUACUCUUCUGACGCUCCUGGUGAACACGGUCGUCAUCGGGAACUAUACCAUGCCCAACACCGGCGUCAUGGUCCCUGGUAUUCUGGCCAAGGGCAUGCAGGACGGUCAGGAAGUCAAUCUGCUGCCAUACUUCACCGGGGGACUCAAGAGCACCAACAAGAACGGCCAGGCUGCCAGCGUCAACUUCCUGGACGGAGGCGGUGCGGAGCCCCUGAAGAAGAACAUGCCGGCCAACGACAAGAGCUCUCGACAAUACUUCCUCCUCACUCAUCUGUACCAGUUCUUCGGCUCGCUGCUUGGCUGCUCCAUGCAGGGGAUGACGGGCUUUGACGCUUACAUGGGCCACACGUCCAUGUACGAGGUUCACAAGUUCAUGGGCCUGGGCAAGGCCGAGAUGGACUACUUCAUCGCGCAAGUCGCCAUGGCCGCCAAGUCCUUUGGCGUCGCCGACGACGACAUCAAGGCCGUCGGCGAGGCGCUCAACAAUGCCUUCAACAUGCGCUGCGCCGCGCCCACGGCCGUGCUCAAGACGGCCAAGCCCGAGCUCCAGGCCAUAUGCAUCGCCGAUGACUGCACCAAGGCUAAGAACGCGACGUGCGACGCGUACGCCAAGGUGAUGAAGCCCGAGCCCGUGUCGUCCCCCUCCUCCUCGUCUUCAAUGAUGAUGUCGAGCAUGACUGCGUCGUCGUCGAUGAUGAUGCCUACGGGGACGCAGAUGAGCGGCAGCAUGACGGGCACGAUGAUGCCGACCGGUACUUCGAUGCCAACUUCUGUGCCCACGGCUGGGGCUGGCCAGGCUGGCCUUAACAUUGCCGCUGCAGCAGCCGGCAUCCUUGCCUUUGUGCUCUGA
This is a messenger RNA of Purpureocillium takamizusanense, 975 nucleotides long. RefSeq lists its product as uncharacterized. NCBI's taxonomy places the organism in Eukaryota, Fungi, Ascomycota, Sordariomycetes, Hypocreales, Ophiocordycipitaceae. The record is from RefSeq and is a predicted model, not a curated record. Bases 1 to 975 code for a protein of 324 amino acids. Gene Ontology annotation, molecular function: oxygen binding; heme binding. The transcript is spliced from 5 exons.